AUGACGGAUGGAGGAACGGUGGCUUAUAACAGCCGUGUCGCGGCACUCCGAGAAGCCGAGUAUCCCAUGAUUAAAGCAUCCCUGAAGCUGAUUGGCGAUGCAGAUGAAGUAUAUCUCGACCAUGCCGGGACGACGCUCUAUGCAAAGUCCCUGAUAGACAGGUUUGCGGCGGACAUGACGGCCAACCUCUACGGCAACCCGCACUCCGCAUCUUCAUCUUCCCAGGCAUCGACCUCCCGCGUCGAUGAUGUCCGACUCAGGCUGCUCCAGUUCUUCAAUGCAGACCCUUCUGAGUUUGAUCUUGUUUUUGUAGCAAAUGCAACGGCCGGCAUCAAGCUGGUCGCGGAGGCGUUCCGAUCCAUUCCUGAGGGCUUUACCUUUGCUUAUCACCAGGCCUGCCAUACCAGCCUGGUGGGUGUCCGGCAAGAAGCUAGAAAUAGUCAUUGCCUGGACAAUGCAGCUGUAGAAGGCUGGAUUGAGGGCAAGGCGCUACCAGGUGAUCCUGGCAGUCCUGAAAAGCCAACUCUAUUCGCAUAUCCUGCACAGUCUAAUAUGAACGGCCAGCGGUUUUCGCUGGACUGGUCUGAACGCAUACGCAGGGAUGGUAGUGGCACACCAAGACAUAUAUACACCCUCCUGGAUGCCGCAGCUUAUGCUGCAACAUCUCCGCUUGACCUCGGCAACUCGGCAUCUGCCCCUGACUUUACAGUCUUCAGUCUCUACAAGAUUUUUGGGUUCCCGGAUUUAGGAGCUCUUAUUGUACGUCGACAGGCAGCACCGACAUUCCAGAACAGGAAAUAUUUCGGUGGCGGUACCGUCGAUAUGGUUGUCUGUGUCAAGGAACAGUGGCAUGCUUCAAAGACACAAUCUCUCCACGACUCUCUUGAGGAUGGUACGCUUCCGAUUCACAGCAUCAUGGCGCUGGACGCCGCUCUUGACGUUCAUUCUCAGCUUUUCGGAACAAUGCGAGAUGUUGCCGCACAUACAUCACUGUUAGCUCAACGAGCGCGGAGUCGAUUAGCAGGAUUACGGCACCGAAAUGGGGCAUCUGUGUGCACCAUAUACUCGCCCGAGCAAGCAUGCCAAAACCAUGCGCGGGCCAUGGGUCCUGUUGUGGCAUUCAACCUCCAGAACAGUCAAGGGGCAUGGGUUAGUCUAGCAGAAUUCGAAAAGCUAGCUACCCUCAAAAAGUUCCACAUCCGGACUGGCGGGCUGUGCAACCCAGGAGGUAUCUCGACAGCUCUCGGGUUAGAGCCAUGGGAGAUGAAGAGAAACUUUUCUUCAGGUUUCCGUUGUGGCAAUGAGAACGAUGUUAUCUGUGGCAAACCAACAGGUGUCAUUCGUAUCAGCUUGGGUGCGAUGAGCACGAUAUCUGAUGUGGAUAGAUUCACUAUGUUUAUCGAGGAAUUCUAUUGCACAGAUGAUACCCUCAAUACGUUGCCUGAGAACACAUCCAAUGAUAUCGAGAAUACAUGUGGUAUUCACGUGGAGGAUAUCAUGGUCUACCCGAUCAAAAGUUGUGGCGGAUAUCGCAUCCCGAAAGGGGUGAAGUGGGAUGUCAGAGCGGAAGGUCUGGCGUGGGAUAGGGAGUGGUGUUUAGUGCACAAAGGUACGGGUCAAGCGUUGAGUCAGAAGCGGUAUCCACGCAUGGCUCUACUUCGACCAGACAUCAACUUCACAGAAGGUGUCCUGCAGGUAUCCUACCAUGGGGCCCUACCCGAUCUUGCGAAGCCGAAUAUCUCGAUCCCACUCUCCGCAAAUCCGCAGUUCCUUGAGCCGCUUUCAGCUGCCAAGCGGCUCACAUCCCGGGUUUGUGGUGAAGAGAUUACUGCACGCAGAUACACUUCUACGGCGGUCAACGAGUUCUUCUCCGCCAUUCUUGGUGUACCAUGUGCGUUAGCUAGGUUUCCACCAGGCGGGCAAGGAAACAGCAUGCGCCACGCCAAAGCACACCUGCAGAAGCACCAGAGUUUACCCAGACAGAUGAGAUGCACCCUCCCGGGAAGCUUUGAAGGUUUGGCGACACCCCCCGACUCUGACUCUGAAGGUGAGCCGCGAAAGAUCCUUCUUUCCAACGAAAGUCCAAUCCUCGCCAUCAACCUCUCAAGCCUCCAGGCUCUGAACCGCGAAAUCACUGCCCGGGGUGGAAAGCCCGUCUCAGCAGAGGUCUUCCGUGCCAAUGUUGUCAUCGGCUCCUCCGCGUCUCAACCGGAAUCAUUCGCAUACUCUGAAGAUCACUGGUCCACACUGAGGAUAGGGCAGCAAGACUUCAAGAUGCUGGGCUCGUGUAGGAGAUGUCACAUGGUCUGCAUAGACCAAGAGACGGCUUCCAAGAGCGAGGAGCCCUUCGUGACGCUCACGAAGACCCGAAGAUUUGAUGGCAAAGUGUACUUUGGCACGCACAUGUGCCACUUGCCAUCGAGAGAUACCCUGACGCGGGACGCACAGCAUCCCACUUUGCAGGUUGGUGAUACGGUUUUAAUAGACCCACCUGAAUAA
Neoarthrinium moseri is the source of this 2499-nucleotide messenger RNA. RefSeq lists its product as uncharacterized. Gene Ontology annotation, molecular function: molybdenum cofactor sulfurtransferase activity; molybdenum ion binding; pyridoxal phosphate binding. The coding region runs from base 1 to 2499 and encodes 832 amino acids. The record is from RefSeq and is a predicted model, not a curated record. Gene Ontology annotation, biological process: Mo-molybdopterin cofactor biosynthetic process. Lineage: Eukaryota; Fungi; Ascomycota; Sordariomycetes; Amphisphaeriales; Apiosporaceae. The transcript is spliced from 2 exons.